Molecule: messenger RNA, 1901 nt
Organism: Pygocentrus nattereri (red-bellied piranha)
Lineage: Eukaryota; Metazoa; Chordata; Actinopteri; Characiformes; Serrasalmidae
Product: U2 small nuclear ribonucleoprotein A'
Exons: 6
Coding region: 562-1179 (205 amino acids)
Source: RefSeq, a predicted model, not a curated record
CCAAAAGAACAGUUUAAUUGUGUCUUGGCGUGGAUUCUACAAGUGUCUAAAUCUCCGUCAGUGGUAUGAGAUGUGUUCUUUAAGCACUGACCAUCAUGGGACAGAACAUAUAAACAGGCAUAUAAAUUAAUACUGAGUUUCACCUUAAAACAAGCAGAGCAUAUGACAAAAGCACGUCAUAAAAACAACAGUUAAAACUACAUAAUCAAUAAACUAGUGUUAAAGCUGGAGACAGCUGUUCAUCUAUUCUAGUCUACUGGCUGCUGGCCUAAAUGGGGAGAAGGAAGGGGUUAACAGGCAAUGUGAUUAUCCAGAUCUUGUGAUCCCGACUCCAGUUAUGAAAGAAGGCCUUUAUGAGUCUAGAGCAGACCUUCACUGCACACACUUGGGGACCGUCACAGCACACCCUACUAACCCAGCUAACACUGUCAGUCGAGGAAUUCUGAAGAAGUGAAUUAUCUGGAACAGGUGUGGCAGAUUGUGGUUGCAGCUACACUUUGCAGGAAGGCUCAAUGACCAAGUGUUUGUAGCCUGGUCAGUUGGUGGCCACUAUGUGUACUGAUGCCAUGGUGGUGGGGAUCUGACCACAUGGAGGAAAGUGAGUGCAGUGUAGUGGAGGCAGGGGCCCCAGCCCCUGGGAGCCCCACCAUAGAGCUGGGCCUGAAAAGGCUCUCCUUCGCAUAUCAGGGCCUUCUAGAGAUUCCAUAUGACAUCAUUCUGGAGCAGAGGGACACCCUGGAGGUUCUGGACCUCAGCUACAACCUGCUGGAUGAGAGCCCAGCUUUGCUGGUUGAGCUGGAGAAGCUGAGCACCCUUAUCCUAGACUGCAACAACUACACCGCUCACGUCAAGUUCCCCUACAUGCCCAGCCUCACCACCCUGUGGAUCAACAAGAACAAAAUCAGCAACCUGCCCAUCAUAGUGGAGGAGAUCCGCUGCAAGUUCCCCAAUAUCAAGAUACUUAGUAUGAUGAACAAUGAAGCAGCACCCAGUUAUUUUAAUGGAGGGAGUCUGACCCAGUAUAUUGACUACAGGCAGUACGUUAUCAGUCAGAUUCCCAGCCUAGAGGUCCUAGAUGACACAGAAGUGCAAGAGAAAGAGCGAGAGCUGGCCAGGAAGACCUACAGGAUGCAGAGGAUCAGGGAGGGCAGCAAAAAGAGGAAGGAGCUCCAUCACUGAGAGCCAAGGACUAAUCGUAUCAUCAGACCCUGUCAGGCCGCAUGCCAAACCAACGUGCACUCUCUAAAUCUCAGAACAAUCCAACCACUCAUUCCAGGCCUCUAUAAGCUUUAAGAGAAGAAUGUGAACUAGUACAUGUUUGCAUUCACAAGGUGAUUAGAACUGACUUAAAGGGCCUAUCAGCUACUUUUAUCUUGUUUUUUGUUCUUCCCAUGAGGUUAACUUAUGAUGUGUGUGUGGUUUUGUGUAGCAAAAUUUUGUUUGUUUUUAUGUGACUCUUUUCCAGUGUCUCUGUUUUCUCUUAGACUCAAACGAGCUGUUUUUGUUACUUUGUCUAUAAGACUGUUUGUUUUAAUAUAAAUAUAUAUAUAUUAUAUAUAAAUGAGCUCUGUUCAGAUUUGGACAGCCUGUAUUGCGUCUCAUUCUAAAAGCAGUCCAGGCUGAAACAGCCAAACUGCUGUAGGUUAAAUAGGUUGAUAUGAAAACAGACUGUUUUAGCAGUUUAAUUUCCAUAUAUGAACCAUAUGUACUCUGAAACUUUAACAAUGUUUACAUACUACAGCAAACUCUUUUAUUUAAAAAAAAUGAAUUAAGUAAAAUGUGUUUUUUUUUCAUUAAAUGAGCCCCUUAAAGCUCUGAUACAUGCAGGAUAACCGUCAACAGAAAUACUUUUCUUUUUUUUUCUUUAACGCAAUAAAGAUUAUGAACGUGUAUGUAAUGUA